Molecule: messenger RNA, 855 nt
Organism: Acanthamoeba castellanii str. Neff
Lineage: Eukaryota; Discosea; Longamoebia; Acanthamoebidae
Exons: 4
Coding region: 1-855 (284 amino acids)
Source: RefSeq, a predicted model, not a curated record
AUGGAGCCUUGGCAGCACCAGCGCCAGCAGGUGGGGUUGGGGUGGGGCGACGGCGCGCCGCUCACCGCGCGCCAGGGCGCUGUGGUCGCCCGCCUCUUCGCGCUGCAUGGCGAGCACUACGGGCCGAGCCCGAGUGGGGGUUUCAUCAAUCCCAUGAUGGCGCAAGAUGAAGGGGCGAGGAGCAAGGAAAGCUUCUGUGCGGCGGGCGAGCCACACGGGGCACUGCUGGAUGAUGAGGAGGAGGAAGAUGACGCGGGGGAGCGAGUGCAGGGGGAGCUCUACGCGUGGCUGGACCACCACCCCAACCCCGAGCAAGCCCAGGCCUGCGGAAUGGCGCUGACGGACCUGAUGGAUGGGCGAGGCUGGUGCGCGGACCUCGACCGCGAGCUGGACCAGGUCUUUGAGACACUCACAGAGCUGGAGCGAAGGUGCGCGGUGCUGAAGCGGAGCGGUGAGGCCGUCGACGACGCCCUGCGGCACAGCAUCGGCGUACAGCUCCAACUUGAGGAGGACGCGAUGAAGUCACCAGGUCGCAUCAGCGCGUUCGGAGCGAAGCUGUUGGCCAUCGACAAGGAGCAAGUGCUGCCUCUGCCGCUGCCGACCGACCUGCGCCAGCGAGAGGCGCGGGAGCAGGAGGAGAGGGCCGCGAGCGCCACCGCGCGCGAUCUGCUCGAACGCAUGAACGCCCGCGUCUCCUCCUCUUCUCCUUCGCCAACAGAUGAAAACCAGCAGCCACCACCACAUGAUGCCGGUGAAGCUUCAUCUUCGUCGUCGGCCUCAGCAAAACCUCGUAAUGACCGACAGGCGGCACAGGGACACCAUCAACAAGACGGCGCAGAGUGUGUCAUUGCCUGA